This is a messenger RNA of Pseudophryne corroboree (corroboree frog), 1009 nucleotides long. RefSeq lists its product as uncharacterized. NCBI's taxonomy places the organism in Eukaryota, Metazoa, Chordata, Amphibia, Anura, Myobatrachidae. Bases 38 to 1009 code for a protein of 323 amino acids. The transcript is spliced from 3 exons. The record is from RefSeq and is a predicted model, not a curated record.
UUUCGUCAUACAGUAUUUGACCGACAAAAGACAAAGAAUGCAGACUACCAGAUUUUACGGGAGUGCCAAAACCCACCCAUCAGUGGCACCGAAACUUGCUGCAGUAGUCCCACAAAAGAAGAAGAAAACUGCCAAGGCGGCUCAGAAAGAAAAUGUGGUGAAACCACGAAAAAAUGCCAAGGCAAAGAAUAAUACGUUGGAGCUGAUAUGUGGUGUGGCAAAUGAUGUAAUUGUUCCAUCUCCUGCAGAUCACAGUGUUCAGCCAAUGAAUCUGGAAAUACCGGUGCUAGAGGACGUGACAAACACGCUGCAUCAGGAAGCUUCUUUUUUGGACCAUGUAGCCACCCCUGGACAAGAAGACAUGACACAUUCACCACGAAGAAGGUUGCAUUUCACAGAUGUGAACACCAAAGUGCAGGACUGCCAGUGUACCUGUCCUGUUUUACUAAAGGAGCUACUCAGUAAGGUGACCAAUAUGGAGUCAGAAGUUGGUGGACAGGUCAAUCAGCUGCAGACCGAUGUGGCUGGCCUUAAAGAAGGCAUAAAGGAACAGAUGGUAGAAGCCAUGAAGAAAGUCAUUGAACAAACGAGGGAAGAAUGGCAAGUUGGAGUUUGCCGCACCAUCAUUGCAACACACCACCAAGCGGUUCAAGUCAGCGGCCUGGACGACCGAGGCCUGGAGGACCGCAGAGGAGGCCUGGAGGACCGCAGAGGAGGCCUGGAGGACCGCAGCGGACUGGACGAAGUCAGCGGCAUGGACGACCACAGAGGAGGCCUGGAGGACCGCAGAGGAGGCCUGGAGGACCGCAGAGGAGGCCUGGACGACCGCAGAGGAGGCCUGGACGACCGCAGAGGAGGCCUGGACGACCGUAGAGGAGGCCUGGGGGACCGCAGCAGCGGACUGGACGAAGUCAGCGACUUGGACGACCGCAGAGGAGGCCUGGAGGACCGCAGAGGAGUGCUACUCUGGUGGAAUCAAAUCAAUGUCAGUGAUAAUUCUUACCACUAA